ACAACAAUGCACCGCGGCCCGACGCAUCCAUCGACGAAACAUGGCUGCGUCCUUAAACAUGAAUACUCAUGUAAACCGAUUUAAUUUCUCCAUUUAUCACUAUUAAACAGUUGUUUGAUUCGGAUUAAACUAUCGCGUUUAAGAAAUCAUUUGGUAAAUACGUCAAAUACGGAACUAAUACAGCAACUGUUAUCGAAACCUGAUGAAAUAUGGAAGCAGUAGCGCAGUCACCUCAGAUUUCCACUUUGCUUUUUGAGGACUCACGACACCUGUGAUUGACCCAGAGUGUUCAAACAGGAAAGGAGCAUUUUGUCCCUCGGUUGGUUUAUUAAAGCGAUGUUUAAUCCUGUAAAAUCAUCUUAUUCUAGAGUGAGCCCGGCGAUUGUCAAUCGUGAGCUGGGAAAGACAAAGAUGAGAUAGCAAUAGGUGAAACUUUCAGUUUUCCGUGUAAACGAAACUCAGUUCAGUUAAAGAGCAGGAGGUAUAUCGAUACUAAGUUUUGUGAAGAUGUUCGGGGAUCUGUUCGAGGAAGACGGCGAAGGGUUUUCCUCCACACCUGGGACAGGUAAUGCAGUAAAGGGGAGAGAGUCUGAGCCACCUCCCCCCAGAGGUAAAGCCAAACUCUGCGGGAUCAAGAAUCAGGGUGGCACCUGUUACCUCAACUCCCUGAUCCAGACCCUUCUGUUCACACCUGAGUUUAGAGAGGAACUGUUCAGCCUUGGACCGGAUGAAUUAGGGUGUCUGGCUGACAAAGACAAACCGGAGGCAAAGGUCCGUGUGAUACCACUGGAGCUUCAGAGACUGUUUGCUCAUCUUUUGCUGGCGGACGAACAGACGGCCUCUACAACAGAUCUGACAGACAGUUUUGGAUGGACCAACAAUGAGGAAACGGCUCAGCAGGACGUUCAGGAACUGAACCGGAUCCUGUUCUGUGCUUUAGAAAGCUCUUUAGUGGGCACAUUGGGCAGCAGCCUCAUACACCGCCUGUACCACGGGACGCUUGUCAACCAGAUCACCUGCAAGGAGUGUGGCAAUAUCAGUGAGAGACAGGAGGAUUUUCUGGACCUGACCGUGUCAGUGAGGGGUGUGAGUGGAUUAGAGGAGGCGCUGUGGAACAUGUUUGUUGAUGAGGAGCUCUUUGAGGGUAAUAACCUGUAUCGCUGCAGCAGAUGUGACCAGCUGGUCAGGGCUGCUAAGUCUGCUAAACUGAGAAAGCUUCCACCUUUCCUGACCAUUUCCCUGUUGAGGUUUAACUUUGACUUUGCCAAGUGUGAGCGCUAUAAAGAGACGGGAAGCUACGUUUUUCCGCUCAACUUUAACCUCAGAGCGUUUUGUGAGCAGAGCAACUUGCCAGACUCUGAGUAUUCGUACGAGCUCUUCUCUGUCAUCAUACAUAAGGGAGGUUGUUAUGGUGGCCAUUAUCAUGUUUACAUCAAAGACCUUGAUCAACUUGGCCACUGGGAGGCACCGGAGGAAGAUGUAAAAGUUAAGACAAAGAGCCGGAGACAAGAGACCCGUGUACAAGAAGAGAAGAGCGACAAUGAGAACUCCGUGGACACAGAUGAUCCACUUUCUGUUCUUACUGCCAUUCUGUCUCAGGAGGAGUCAAACUGUGUGCUUGUGGACCAGCUGGGCCAAAAGCUGAUGAAUAAAACUGGCACACCUUGGAGCAAAAAGUACAAAAAACAGUACGGCACCAUUAGCAAGUUUCUUCAGAACCACCCAGAAGUGUUUCUGCUGGUCUCUAAUGGAACCCGGGUCACUCUGAAGACCGUUCCUGUGACAUCACAACCUGGGCUGACAGAACCCGUCAGUCCAACCUUGUCCAACAGCAACACGGAGCCAGAAGUGGAAGAUACAGUUGAUGGAUGCCACUGGUUUGACCUAAAUGACUCUACUGUAACAGCCAUUUCAGAGAAGGACAUAGAGAAGCAGUUUCAGGGAAAAGAGAGCGCCUACAUGCUCUUCUACAGGAAGUCUACUAUGAAAAGACCUCCAGAAGCAAUAGGAAACCCUGCAUACAAAAUGCCUCCUCACCUACUAAAGAUGAUGGAAGAUGAGAACGCAAGGCUUCAACAGAGAAGAGCCGAGUUUGAUGCCACCAGUAACAGCAUUGAAGUACGGCUGCAUUUGGCUCCUCAUUACCACUGUGAAAACGGAGCCUUGCACCCCACCGCCCCGGAGAACGACUCUAUAAUCACAAUCACGUUUGAUCGCAGGAAGACUGUGGGAGACUUGCGAUUGGCCAUUUACCAGAUGCAGGAUCUUUGGGAAGGAGACAUGGCUUUGACUCUGGCUAAGAAUGUGCCAGCUGGUUUACAUUUGUAUGAUACACUGACAGAUGACCAGAUGUCCCUAUAUAGUGCAGGAGUGUGUAAUGGCACUGAUCUGUUUGUUUGGAAUGGAAGAGAGGUGAAUGGUGUGGUGGUUCGAACUGGGGCUGAAUGGGAGCCUGUAUUACUGACUGUCUUGCGUCCCUCUGCAGAAGAGCUGGGUUGUGAUGAUCAGUCAGAGGACGGAGACACAGGCGGUUCUGGUCUGGUGCGAUCCAUGAAAGGCUUUGCUGGUGGGGCCACACUGGGUGCGGUGCUCGAGGCCUUAGGGCCCCAAGAGGCCAUGCUGUGCCAGGAACAGAGUCGCCCUGGGGCAACUGGAGGCGGUGCCAGUGGCUGGAGGGUUUUUCCACCUCAGGACCUGCAGAGGACACUGAGAGAGUUGUCUCUGAAGGAUGGGGACGCCCUAUUGCUCCUGCAGCCGGAGGAACUGGACACCAGUAUGUUUAGCGUCAAUGGUGACAUGGUUACGGUGACGACGCCCUCAGACUGUCGAUGGCUGCAGGUGGAGUUUUGUCCACAGAAUGGAAUGAGGCAGGAAGAGGAGGAACAGGAGAAAAAGAGGAGUAAAGUCUCCGCCUCAGGGAACAUGCUGCUGUCUGAAGUGAAGGACAAAGCUCUUGAGGAACUUCACCUCCAGGAUAAACUCAGCGGUGUGGAGUGCUGUCUGAGACAAAUGGAUCGAACUGGAAAACUUUUGCCUCCAGCCCAUGAGCAUCUGACUGUUCGGGAUGCAGGGAUCAGGUUGAUGACGUCGCUCUAUCUGUGCCCCGGAGCAGCGCCAGCAGCACAACAGUUGUUCUUGUACUUCAGUGUUGGUCUAGUGCCCUCUGCUGGUCAGGAGCUGGAGAUUAUUGUAGAUGAGUCUUUAACUGUUAAAGAGUGCCUUAAGGAAAUGUUGCACAUGGCAAGGCUUGAAGGUGAUGCGUGGCACUUAAGAAGCCUGGAUUGGUGUGAAGAGAUUGGAGAACCCCUUAUGGAUGAGAAUGCAUCUCUGAAAGAGGCAAAGGUUAACCAUGGAGACACACUGGUGCUGGUGGAAGGGCGACUUCCUCCAAAGGGUUACCUUAAGCUGCCUAUCAGGAUGUACAUGGAUACGUUUGAUAACCCCAGUAUUCCAGAGAUCAACCUAGAAGCAGAAUCUCAAAGCAUCAAGAUGUCGGCCACAGAGUGGUCUGGAUCGGAGAUGAGAUUCGUUGGAUAUGUUGAGAUAUCAGAUGAGGCUUCACUUGACGAUCUCAAGACUCAGGUGAUGACUUUGCCAGCCCUUCAGGAUGUAUGUGUGCCCAGCCCUGCAUUCCUGCGUCUAUGGCUGCUGGAGGGAAGAAACCUGACCAGGAUACUUCGAGGAAAACAGCAGACACUCAGGAAACUGAAGCUGGGGAAUGGGGUGGAGUUGUGCGUUCAGAGGUUGAUGAAAGAAGAGGACCUGGGACUGAAGGAUAUACUGCUGACGGUUCAGGUGGGGGUGCCCGGAGAGAAGGCAUAUUAUCCCUCGGAGGAGUUUUUGUGGGACACUGGCCGUGACGGGACGGCUAAAGGCCUGUACACUGCUCUGGCCGCUCAGUAUGGUCUCACCCCUGACAACCUGAUUCUGGCUAAACACCUGCCUGACAAACACACCUGGAUGCCCAUCUCCAACUGGACUCAACAGGUCUCAAAAAGAAAGAAGAAGAGAAAAGCUGAAAGUCUACAGGCAGCUCCUUUCUACCUGAAAGAUGGCGAUAUUAUGGGUGUCAAGAAUCUGUUAAUAGAUACUAAUAAAGAAUUCAGCACUCUGCAGGAUGAGAUUGGUCAGCAGCGACUCAGGGAGGAGACAGCCAAUCACAAAACAAGGGGGCAUACUGCCAUUGAGGACUGUGCACAAAACACAGGGCCCAAGAAGUCCGGCCCAACUAAGAACCGGAAACCAGAGGUGGCCUUAUCGAUAAAUGUAGGAGUGUUCAGGAGCUGAGGAUCAGUCAGGGAGCAGAUACAAAGAUACUGUAGAUCCGGACUUGUGCAAUCCACAGAGGGUUUCCUAGUGGGGUCACACUAGGUACAAGGCUCAAGUGACAUUAACAUCUAUUUAUAGAGUAGAAAGAAAUCAGCUUUUCUACUUCUGUUCAUCUUGAGGCCACCCAACCAUGUGAUGUUUAUUGAACAUCAGAUAACUUGAGGUUGUGCAGCCAUAAAUCUUUUGUUGAUUAAGCUGUAAAAAAAAUUAUUUGCAUGGUUUUCUGGAAUCUAAAAUGUUUCUUGCUAUGCAAUGAGACAAAGUGCAUUGUACAAAACAACCAUAAGAAUGAAAGUGAAACCAUC
Misgurnus anguillicaudatus (oriental weatherfish) is the source of this 4634-nucleotide messenger RNA. The record is from RefSeq and is a predicted model, not a curated record. NCBI's taxonomy places the organism in Eukaryota, Metazoa, Chordata, Actinopteri, Cypriniformes, Cobitidae.